AUGGCCGGUCUCAUCAGCUACAUCAUCAACUACGACGGCUACCCGUUGCAGGCGUACCUGCUCGAGAAUAUUGAUGUGAUCGGCUACAUCGCCUCCAUCUACCUUGUCAUGGUGGGCAAGGGAGACUGCAUUUUGAGCUGGUGGAACAAGCGUAAGGCGCCGGCCGCCGAUGCCCAGGCAAAGCAGAACGGUGCCAGCAAGGAGACGGCGGUGGCACUCAAGUCAUGCUACGCUGCUGCCUCCACGUACCACCUUGUCGUCUGCAUCGCGUGCGCUGUCGUCUCGUGCAUUCUGGUGCCCGCCAUGGCGCAGUCUGUCCUGGCCAACUCCUUCUUCACGACCAUGUGCCUUUGGGAUGACGCUCGCAUCUACAAGGGGUACGUCGGCUUCGCCCUCAGCGCCGCUGUGGUAGUGAAAGUAGUGGAGCAGCUCGACACAUUCUUCCUGAUCCUGCGAGACUACAUUGUCGCCUCUCCAGUGCAGGAGAAGAAGCAGGUGCGCCGCGUGCGACCCUCUCACUGGUGGUUCCAGGUACUCAUCUCCCUCUACUUCUGGCACACCUACAGCAUUGGCACCAGCUGCUUCACGAUGAUCGCCACCUUUACGAUGGCUAUCUCUGCCGCCCGCAACUUCUUCUACAUGCAGCAGGAUUCCGCGCAGGCCCAGGGCAAGACCGCCAUGGCCAUCAAACCGAACCAUGAGAUCUUGGCGCUGGACAUGGCGGAGUGGAUUGGCUGCAGCGCACUCUCCGUCUACGCCAGCUACAUGAACUACACACACGAGCGCGGGUGCAUGACGAUGCAGGCAAACGUGCGCAUGGCCCUCGUCAUGUACGUGACGGCUGUCGUGCUGCGCUUCCGCGAGCUGGGCAAGGGCGUGGAGGCCCCGGUAGCGCGGAAGCUCAAGAGCCAGUAG
This is a messenger RNA of Leishmania mexicana MHOM/GT/2001/U1103, 915 nucleotides long. Its product is annotated as putative fatty acid elongase. Gene Ontology annotation, cellular component: endoplasmic reticulum membrane. The record is from RefSeq and is a predicted model, not a curated record. The transcript has a single exon. Gene Ontology annotation, molecular function: fatty acid elongase activity. Bases 1 to 915 code for a protein of 304 amino acids. Gene Ontology annotation, biological process: fatty acid elongation, saturated fatty acid; fatty acid elongation, polyunsaturated fatty acid; sphingolipid biosynthetic process. Lineage: Eukaryota; Euglenozoa; Kinetoplastea; Trypanosomatida; Trypanosomatidae.